UUAUUAAAGGCAUUGCUGAAAUAAUAAAAGUUACUUAGACAAACAAAAUUUUGUCAAAACAGUGGUUCCGAAGUCUAUGGAAUGAUUUUACAGUUGACUUUUUCCCUCCAGGCCCUAGAGCCUCGGGCUACCUAAAUAGACCAGAAUGCAUACCUAUUGGACUCGUUAAGAGUUGAAUUAACGUCAUUAAGUGGUGAUGUGCAACUUUAUCCUGUUGAACGUUGUUCUAGAAUCACCGGUUAAACUCGCGAGGGAUUUUUUAAGAAGCAAACGGCACUUUUUUAAACGUCAACAAAGUACCGGAUUCAAAGCAGGUGGUGGCAGCAAGUUUUUGAGCGCAAGAGCAUGAUGUUUGCAUUCCGGGAGGUCCUGACCAAGCGUUUCCUGAGGGCGAUUGCUGGAGAGUUUGUGGCAACUCUAAUCUUCGUGCUGCUCGGUCUGAGUUCGACGAAGUGGGCGGAGCCAGAAGAGGAGCCGCAGUCGUCCACCCUGCUCCUGAUCUCGCUCUGCUUCGGCCUGAGCGUCACCACCAUGGUCUACUGCUUCAGCCACAUCAGCGGAGCUCACAUCAACCCCGCGGUGACCGUGGCCAUGGUCUUCUCCCGCAAAAUGAACGUGGACAAAGCCUUCUUCUACAUGGCUGCUCAGUGCCUCGGAGCCACCGCGGGCACCGCCAUCUUGUACGUGGUGACGCCCAAAGCUGCGGGAGGGCCCUUUGGAGCUACUGAGCUCAGCGCCAGCAUCUCACUGCUGCAGGGCAUUGCAGUGGAGCUGCUGAUCACGUUCCAGCUGGUCUUUACCGUGUUCGCCACCUGUGACCCCCGGCACAGCGAGCUCCAGGGCUGUGCCGCUCUGGCCAUUGGCUUUGCAGUGGCCAUCGGGCACCUGUUUGCAGUGCCUUACACUGGAGCCAGUAUGAACCCAGCUCGCUCUCUUGGGCCUGCGAUUAUGGCCUGGAACUGGGAAUACCACUGGGUGUACUGGGUGGGCCCCAUCACGGGCGCACUCAUCGCCGCCAUCAUGUACAAGUACCUGUGCCACCCCCACCUGGAGUUCAAGGAGUGUGUCCUGGGAGAGUUCUCCAAGGACGCCGCGGAGAAGCGGGAGGAGACGGAGUCUUUCCACAUCCCCGACCUGGACAGUAGCCCGAGGGUCGGAUGGCUGGAGUCUCUGAGGGCCUUCCACAUGGACAAGGCGGAGAUCGCCGAAGCCAAGCCCUUCAGCACUAUCGACGAGAAGACCGAACCCGCUGAGCCCGUGCGCGUCUGUCCCCCUGACACAGAGAAGGCGGAAAAGACCGACUCGAUUGACUACCCCCAGUAUGACAUCAAAUUAAAAUUCUGAACUAAUGUCAAUACAGAUAGAAAUCUACAUUCAAUUGAACCAUUUUCCUGAAUGUCAAUAGUUUGCUAAAUAAUUUACUAAAUGUUUGUCAAUAGUUUACAGUUGUUUACUAAACUACUAAAUAGUUAGUUUUUCUAUUAUUUAUUAUUUCCUCACUGGCUGUAUUGUAAAACUGGAUUUUGUACACAAAAUUGCAUACUUACUUUCAAUGCAUUAGCUGCACAUGUGCUUGUUAUGGCUUGAUUACUAGAGAAACACGAGCCAUGUAGAUGAGUACCACAGUAAAGCAGUAAAUGAUUCUUAAGUAGUUGUUUUUAAAAUGGCAUACAUACUUAGAACUGUGAAAUAAUUUGUUACAUUGUAUUAUUAUGUAGCAACUUGACCACAUUGACACCCUUUGGUUAUAUCAUAGCAGCAAUUUUGCUUUAGCAUUAUGUCAAUGUUAUGGCACAUUCAACUGCAUGUCCCCAACAUUAAUAGUACUACAGUGUUCAAUGUUAUAUCGUUACUUAGCUACUUAGAAAGUAUCGCUAAAAUGUGUCCAUUAGAUUUAAUUGAAGACCUACUAUUUUGCGUGGUUACACAAAACAGUAGUUUUUCAGUUUACUAGUUAAUUUCAACAGACUCUUCCAAUAUUUGUCGGCUAUGACACAGGUGAAAUUAAAUUAUUCAUUCUUGGUUGGGUGUUGCUGCAAUAAAUAUGGCAAGCCAUUAUCAGUUGAAUAGAAGCAUCAGAAGCUAAAUAACACUUCAAUUUUGCAUGUUAACCAGGAAACAUGGUUUUGAGAGUCUGCUUGCCAUAAAUGGCAGCUAGGGGCUCUUGAGUGACUGCCAAAAGUUCACCAAACGUUUUGUUAUCCUGUCUUGUGUUUGAUGUUUAUUUUUGUGUUUUUAGUCUUCUAAAACUCCAACUGGUCUGUGUAUAUAUAUUUGGU
This is a messenger RNA of Anguilla anguilla (European eel), 2279 nucleotides long. Its product is annotated as aquaporin-4-like. Gene Ontology annotation, biological process: transmembrane transport. Lineage: Eukaryota; Metazoa; Chordata; Actinopteri; Anguilliformes; Anguillidae. The transcript has 5 exons. Bases 346 to 1344 code for a protein of 332 amino acids. The record is from RefSeq and is a predicted model, not a curated record. Gene Ontology annotation, molecular function: water channel activity. Gene Ontology annotation, cellular component: plasma membrane; basolateral plasma membrane.